Physella acuta is the source of this 4029-nucleotide messenger RNA. RefSeq names its product egl nine homolog 1. Gene Ontology annotation, biological process: cellular response to hypoxia. The record is from RefSeq and is a predicted model, not a curated record. NCBI's taxonomy places the organism in Eukaryota, Metazoa, Mollusca, Gastropoda, Physidae. Gene Ontology annotation, molecular function: L-ascorbic acid binding; peptidyl-proline dioxygenase activity; ferrous iron binding.
UUUGACCUACUUAGCAAAUAUCAACAUGGCCUUAUCGAGGGUGACUGUGCGAGUGCGGUACAAGCCAGUGUUGUAGCUUUACUACGACUUGGUAAUUAUUGUUUGCUGGCUUGUAUUCAAAUACAUUCUCAAUGUUGAUUGCAUUGUGGUGGAUGUGUAAAACACUUCUAGAGGAAGUAAGUUAACAUGUAUUUGUUUAUGUCUAAAUUGGAUCAUACAUGGCGGAAGGAGGGAUAACACAAGAACAAGGCCUACGUGACGAGGUGAAUGUAUGCCAGUUGUGUGGGGCACUUGAAAAUCUUUCGCUGUGUGGGGGUUGCAGGGGUACUUGGUACUGUUGUAAAGAUCACCAAAGACAGGACUGGAAAGUUCAUAAACAGUCAUGCGCAAAAAAUAAAUCUGGAAUUAUAUCAAAAUCGCAGCAUCAAAAUGCUGUAACUUUAUCUGCAAAACAAGGUAUGCUAAACUACAGUUCAAACGAGGUCAACUCUUUCAGUGAUAACGUUAACAAUAGUUCAGAACCUGUCUCCCCUUCGAAGGUGAACUUGGACGAUUCCAGCACUCUAUCAACCCUUACUUCAUUCGAAAACACAGCGGCAGGUGAGGGAAUAGUAGUGUCUGUCAACACAACCCAGCCCACCAACUCGACCACUGGACCUGAAGAAGGAAACAAUGUUGAUGAUAGGCUUAACUGUGGACGUGAUCCCAGCCAGGUCGAAAAAUCAAACAGUCCACUAGGGAAACACAGCCGUGCUAAAAGUUCAAAACACAAAUAUAAAUAUGAGCAGCAAGGGAAUUUGCCUACAAUAUCUGAAGAUGGUCCUCCACCAGAGAGAUACUAUCUAGACUACACCACUCACAGAAUUAAUCUUCCACCUUCAGCAAAGGCUGCUUCUCCUAGUCACACGCAGGCCUCAGCCAUGGGUCAGGGAGACAGAAGCCUUUCAGCUUUGCAAAGCAAGGAGCAGUAUCUUUCCAUUUUGAGGUCUCGGUUUAAAGUGUUAGCCAAAUAUGUUGUGGAUUGCUUAACAAAGUAUGGCAUAUGUGUGAUUGACAAAUUUCUUGGUGAAGUAACAGGACAUGAAAUAUUGAAAGAAGUUUUGCAACUAAGUUCAGCUGGAGUUCUGAAGCAAGGGCAAUUAGUCCAUGGCCCUACAUCUUCUUCUAGCAACAAGUACAUUCGGGGUGAUAUGAUUACAUGGGUGGAUGGCACAGAGCCUCGCUCAGAAAAUAUCCAUUUCCUUAUUUCUUGCAUGGAUGCUGUUAUGCUUCAGUGUGCUAGCAAAUUAGAAAAUUAUACCAUCAAUGAAAGGACUAAGGCAAUGGUUGCAUGUUACCCAGGGAGAAAGACAAGAUAUGUCAGACAUGUUGACAAUCCAAAUGGUGAUGGUCGUUGUAUCACCUGCAUUUACUACCUCAAUGAAAACUGGGAUGUUAGGCAACAUGGAGGAUUACUUAGGAUUUAUCCUGAAGGCACAGACAGGGUUGCCAAUAUAGAACCCAAGUUUGACAGACUUUUAUUUUUCUGGUCUGACAGAAGGAAUCCUCAUGAGGUUGAACAAGCUUUUAGAGAAAGAUAUGCAAUAACAGUUUGGUAUUAUGAUGCUGAGGAAAGAGCUCAAGCCUUAAAGAAAUUUAAAGGCGUGUCAGAUUCAACAAAUAUCAAACCCCAGGCUGUUCCUCUAAUCAAUGGAGAAAAUCAAGGAUUACAGUGAUAUAAAAUGUCUUUCAUUUAUGAGUUGGACAUGGUGCGGAUGACUGUUUAACGUGAUUAAACCAGUGACUUACAAACAUUUGACCAAAGACUACCUUCAUACUUUCAAACAUUGCGAUGGAAAAAAUCUGAUUAAUUCUCAAGUCAUAUAAUUGUCUCAUAAAAAUCAAAGCUAGAAAUUUUUUUUGGAUUGUGAAGACACCACUCCUUUAGGAAAUAAAAUAUUCCUUCAAAUAAAAUAUUGUGGAACAUUUAUGUGACAAAUGGUUUUCUUAUAGCAGGCAUUAUUAUCUGUAUUUUGAAUUGGAAGCAUUAACUGGCUUAUGCAAAUAAAGGAUUUUCAUCAUUGUGUUGGUGUGGUAGAUCAGGUAAGAUGAACUGAUGCAUGAACUAGAAUUCUAUUCCUGGUGUGGUUGUGAAUCAGAGCUGGUUCAAUGCUAAGAUUAAGUAAUUUAUUUUUUUUUGUUUUCUAAUUAUAUUUCAAUUUUGUGGUGGACAUUUCAAAGUGGCUUGAUGUACAUAAAUAUCCGUUAAAGCUUUUAGUUUCAUGAAAAAGAAAAUUAACAAACUAUUUUGAAAAUGCAUAUCUGUUAAUUUUAUUCUGUUUACAUGUUCUGCUUUUUAAAGUGAUAAAAUAAGAUUAAAUGAAAAAAAAAUGUCUGUGAUUGCAAGGGGUGCUGUGUUUUGUGAUUGAGUAAUUGAGCUAUUACUAAGACAGUUAAUUUUACAUAAAGUCCAAAAGUAAUGCAGGUGCAAGUGAUAUAUCAUAUCUCAAGUGACUAGAAAACUAGUUGCAUUCAGUGCCAAAUGUUAUAUGAUUGUCUGCUUGAGUAGCCACAAGAAAGUAGUUGAGCAGUUUUCUAACUUAGUCAUCUAUCAAUGACAUUUAAGUUUUGUAUAGCUUUUAUACUGUACAAAAUACUUCUUUGUUUCAUAAAUUAAUAAUGGUUUCUUUAAGAUCUUUGAGUUAUAAAUUUCUGAACAGCUUUAAUUCCAUACUGGUGUAUAUUUUUGGUAACUUAAAGUUUCUUCUCUAUGGUGCCAUAACUAUUUUUUUUGUAAAACUAAUUUUUUUUUUUUAAAAGGUUUCAGCAAAUCAAUUAGCUCUAUAGUCCAAUCAACAGAUUUAAUGUCAAGUUACAAAUCAUGAGCUCAAAAUAGACAUAAUUUUGUUGUCAUCAUUAUAAAAAAAUCUCUAGUCUUUUUCAUUGUAAUUUAAUGUAAAUAUUUAAUUGUUAAUUACUUUUUAUAAAAACUUCAUGCUGUAUUUUGUAUUUUUCCCUUUUUGUAUCAAUCAGAUUAAAUGUAGAUCUCUAUCUGAACAGUAUCUACUGAUACAAUUUUUAUACUAAUUAACAAAAAUUGUAUGAGAAUACUAAAAUAGCUAUACAACUUCUUGAAACGUUUUAAAUAAAAAAAUUCAUUGAAUUAGUGUUUUAGACAGAAAUAAUGGUAGGAUUUAACACAGCUAGCUAUCUGUUCCUUAUUCUGAGAUAAAUCUGUUGCUAUAAUAGUAGCUGAAGUGGGUUGUAGUGAAAAGUAAUUGAGUGUACAUUCCUUUCAAGGUUAUGCAUGCAGGCCUUAGAAAUGCCUUGAAUUCAGCUUGCUUCACAUGUCUUUGUAAACUAUGUCCAUAAAAUUAUAUCAUUAUCCCAGUGAAGUUUAAUGUAUGGAUGAGGUAAAUCUACCAAUAUUUGUGUCUAUUCAGAGUGGCUUAAAAAAAAAUCUCAAAGUAUUUUAAAUUAUUUCAAGAUGCAAUUAUUUCAAGUUAAAGACUUCAGUGUGACAUAAAAUGCAAGAAUAUGGUAAACAUCAGAAUUAAAUGUUAAUACAAUAUCAGCAUACAACCUUUCAUAAAAAAUUUUUUAGUCUAACUACCUCAGUUUAGCUUUUUUUUUUUAUUCUGUAAAUUAAAAAGAAAAAAAGGGUGAAGUUAAUAAUUAUAACUUUUCUUAUGUUUUUCCCAUGUGAGUUCAAAAAUCAAACUUUUUGUUAUGAAAUAGGUUUAAUCUAAUAUUUGAUAAUUUUCUAAAUCAAGUUAUUUGAUCUUUUAAGCCUGUAUUCUAUUUUUGCAUAUUUUCUGUGCAUCUGACUAUGAUAAUUAUCAUAAUAUAUGCAGAUUGUGUGAGCUUAGGUGGAGUUUGAAAGCCUUAUGAAAAUCAUAAUCUGUUCUACUGCUGAUUAUUUCCAUGCACAUAAACUAAAAAUAGAAAUUAUAAAAAAAAUAAUUAAUUACUUUACUGUUAAUCUAUGUUCAUAUUGCCACAUCAAUGUUUUUUUUUAAAGUUCAUUGAUUAAAGAUGUUUAUAAAUUAA